Messenger RNA from Parnassius apollo (apollo), 762 nucleotides. The record is from the annotation of a GenBank genome assembly. NCBI's taxonomy places the organism in Eukaryota, Metazoa, Arthropoda, Insecta, Lepidoptera, Papilionidae.
AUGAAACAAAGGACACGCCAAAUGCUUAACGGAGAUGACUUGGUUGGUCAUAACAUCAAUAUGAAUAGGUCAAACGAUUCGAUCAACAGUGAAAUACAACUACACAGAAUAAAACCACAGGACCACUUUAUUGAAGCACAGAUACAGGAAGGAGAUACGUUACAAGCUAUUGCUUUACGAUUUCAUUGUUCGAUUUCAGAAUUAAAGAGAAUGAACCAUAUACACAAGGAUAAUGAAAUAUUUGCAAGAAGGACGUUAAAAGUGCCUGUAACACCUUAUUCAGUACUAACGGAACUUAUACCUACUUCGCAAGAACCUCAGCCUGGACCAUCAACAUCAAACCAAGCACUGCCCCAUAUUAAUAUACAUAAUCUACUACACAAUACUACUUCCAAUGAAUUAGCUAAUGAGUCAUUAAAAGAUGGGAAUAAAAAUACAGAUAUUAAAGAAAAUGAGUGUUCGAUAGACUGUAAUGCAGUUGUGCUAAAUAGUACAUUAGCUCCAUCCGUGAUUCCAUAUACAGAUUCUGAACAAAAUGAAGCAGUUUCGGAGGACACUCAGUUAUUGCCAAAUAAACCAAAGAUAUCUGUAGAGGCAGUUGUUGUCAAAGAGUUGACAUCACAUGGUGCUGAUUUUGGAUUAAAAUGGUUUCAUUUGGUAUGCUGUAUGCUUAUCCUUGGUGUUGUGAUACCUUUAGUGUAUGUCAUGUUUUAUUUGGAUAAACAUGAACAUUCUGAUGUUCCACCUUUACAUCCAACAUGA